Hydatigera taeniaeformis is the source of this 1023-nucleotide messenger RNA. NCBI's taxonomy places the organism in Eukaryota, Metazoa, Platyhelminthes, Cestoda, Cyclophyllidea, Taeniidae. The record is from the annotation of a GenBank genome assembly.
AUGGCAAUGGAGGGCAAUUACUUACAGUCCCACCCCCACCCCAAUCCACAUGCUUAUUCGGGUCUCGCGGAUCACGCCACCGAUCUCACUGCCCACGGAGCAACCUCGCAUCACUCACACGGCGCAUUCCUUCUCCCUCCGGCUCCAGCCCACUACCACCACCACCCUCGAACACUUGGACCCAACGACAGUGCUGCUCCUCCUGACACCACCCUCCACUACCACCACUGCCUUUUCUCGGAACCCUCUGUCCCAUGGGAUACCUCCGUCCAGCAAACAUUCAACCACCAUCAACAACAGCAGCAACAACCCCAACAACAUCAAAAUGAGAAUCAGUCAUGCUCCCACGAAGACUUUUUUAUUGAGAAACAGUCCGACCCUGUCUCAGUCUCUUAUUGGGGAGAAAAGCUUCCUUCUCCUGCUUUCGGUGCAACUUGGGAGCCGGAGACCUACCCUGGGGGUUAUGCUUUGGCACCGAAUGAUACGACAUUCUACCAAGAGUUUCAAAGCUCUUCGCCUUUCCCUCCCUUGCCUGGAGCUCACUCACUAAUUCCUCAACCAACUUCAUCUUAUUUUCGUGGACCCUCUCCUUCUCAAUAUGGUUUGGGAAGGUCGGUACCUGCAGCACAGCAAAGUUACAGUGGGAUGGAGUCCUCUAGUGAUGCCUGCCUUUCCUCAAACAACACAACAGAGAGCUCUGAAGCAGUAACUGGAAGUGGCCAUCCACAAGAGAGCGAAGUAAAACCCACUCUACCUCCAAUCGAAUACUAUUCCGACAGACAGGAGUUUAUAGAGCCUUUGGCAGAGUGCAAGGAAGUGGCAGGAAGAACUGAUGGGGCAGAGGAAGAGGAAGUUGACGGAGAGGAGGAUGGUGAAGAGGCUGAUGAAGGUGCGGUGAGUGGAGACAGAGCUAUUCAAUGUGAAGAUGAUGCAACACUAGGACAAGAAGGCGGAUCUAAGGAAAACAACGCGGACUCUAUUAAUGGAGGAGAUCCAAAAGCUCCACACAAAGAAUCCAGUUAG